AAUGGGUUCGGAAGGAAGGAAAACACGAAGUAACAGUCUUACUGAAUUAUUCAGUCUUAUUUUGAGAAUGAAGAAAGAUUAUAAAUUUGAGAUGAUUGACGACCUUUUGGAAUUAGUUGAUGAGCUGCAACACAAUUACGAUGGUAUAAGAUUUAGCAUUAUUAGAGCUUUGACAGAACGUGAUAUUGCGUUAGAUGAUUUUAUACGUGUUCCAUCGAUGUUUAGCAGUUUUCUCAACAUCAUUCCCAGCCUCAAAACUACGGCUAUAAGUAGUUUUAAGAGAGGUAAUUCGCAAAUAUUCUUCUACGCUUUAAAAUCUCGUCCAAAAUUGAUUAAACUAUUUUAUAAAACAAAAAAUCUCAAGUAUUUUAUUGAAACAUCUCCGGAAAUUAUAGAAUUCUUUAUCAAUAUUCAUCCUGAUCUUCUUACAAGACUUGACGAUUGGUUAUGCGGAUUUAAUCGUAUUAAAUAUAAAACUUCAAUUCUGGAGAAAGACUUACGAAAUCUGUAUAAAGUUCAAAUUUUUAAAGAGUUCUUUUCAAGAAGAGAUACGACUUAUAAACUAUUUGAUAUUUGGUUUAAAAAUAUGCAAUCUAUGCAUUCAAAGAGAAUGACUUCCGACUAUUAUUAUCCUACUUUAUACACUAUUAUUAAAUGUAUGGACCAAUAUGGUUUAUCGGUAGAAGAGCCUGGUAAUAGAUUUUGUAUUUGGUUCUUUGAACAAAUAACGGAAACUAAAAGUACAAUAUUUUCAUGGAGUAACGCUUAUAAUGUAGCUGAUAAGGUUUUACACAUUUUUAUUGAACAUGGUUAUGUUUUUACCGGUAAUCUACCUACGAAAAUUCACAGUACGCAUAGUUAUGGCUUUCCAGAAGUACGAAAGAUUUUCUACUAUUUGGCUAGCAAUUCUGUGCCUUUUCCGCCUAGUUUUCUAAGUCAAAUUCAAAUGGUUGGUAAGCCAAGAUCACUUACUAAUUUGUGCGUAGCAGUGAUAAGACAAUCGAUUUCUGGUCCAAUACGGAAAAAGGUAAAUACACUUCCAGUUCCGGAUGUUGUAAAGCGUCAAAUGUUAUUGGAGGACCAUGAUGAUUGGAUUUCCUUAUUUAAAAGACUCGAUCCUUUGGAAUACCACGACAAACAUCUUAGCGAUAAAGAAUUGUGCGACAGUUUCUUAGAUAGCCAAGAAGUUGACGACGAUCAUAAGAAUUGCAUCGACGUAACACUGAAAGAUUACGAGGACAAUUUCAUCUUUCAGUAUAUGUACGAAGAAGGACCAAAAUUUAUUCCAUUUAUCUUCUUUCAAUUUGGAGGACAGGUAAACGGAGAGCAAAUUAGAGGAGCUCAAAUAAGCGAAAGCGAAGAUGAAAUAAAUGAUAGAUUUCAACAAACAUAUAAUUCAGCAGGUGAUGACGAUGAUGACGAUGAUGAUGUUGAUGAUGACAAUAUCGAUAAUCAAGCUGGAAAAUUUCAGGAAAUAGAAGACAAAAUGGAAGAAGAUAACAACGAAAACGGUACAAGAUUUUAA
Molecule: messenger RNA, 1525 nt
Organism: Dimorphilus gyrociliatus
Lineage: Eukaryota; Metazoa; Annelida; Polychaeta; Dinophilidae
Source: the annotation of a GenBank genome assembly